UAUAUUUAACUUUGCCUAAACUCUCUUAAUUUGCAUCUAAUCUGCACACUUUUGAGUACACUCCAUAGCCUUUCACUCUCUGCCUAUAAAAACCACCUUCAACAUCUAUUUUUUUCCACAUCCGAAAAGCUUCAUUUGAAUCAAAUAAUCGUCCUCUUCAUUCCUUCUCUUUUGAUCAUAAUCAUGGGUGUCUUGACAUACGAAUCCGAGUUCACCUCCACAGUCUCUCCUGCUAGGCUCUUCAAAGCUUUCGUCCUGGACGGCGACAACCUUGUCCCAAAGAUUGCACCUCAGGCUGUUAAGAGUUCAGAAAUCAUUGAAGGAGAUGGUGGUGUUGGAACCAUCAAGAAGAUCACCUUCGGAGAAUGAAGCAGCUUCAGCUAUGUGAAGCACAAGAUUGAUGCACUUGACAAAGAUAACUUAACCUAUAGCUACAGUUUGAUCGAAGGCGAUGCUUUGUCUGACAAACUCGAGAAAAUAUCUUACGAGAGCAAGUUUGUUGCAACCGCUGAAGGAGGGACGAUCAUUAAGAAUAAUAGCAAGUACCACACCAAAGGUGAUGUGGAAAUUAAGGAAGAGCAGGUCAAGGAUGGCAAAGAGAAAGCCUCCGGUCUGUUCAAGCUUGUUGAAAACUACCUUCUCCAAAAUCCUGAUGCCUGCAACUAAAUCUAUGUCCUGUGUUUUAAGUUUGUUUUGAAAGUAGUAGACCACUCUCGGUACCAAUUUAGAUUUCCAAUAAGUAAUGUGGAAUUGCUUUGUGUUGUCCAUUUUCCAUAAAUAUAUAAUAAGAAACUACUUGCACUUUAAUUUC
Molecule: messenger RNA, 811 nt
Organism: Ziziphus jujuba (common jujube)
Lineage: Eukaryota; Viridiplantae; Streptophyta; Magnoliopsida; Rosales; Rhamnaceae
Product: major strawberry allergen Fra a 1.04
Biological process (GO): defense response; abscisic acid-activated signaling pathway
Cellular component (GO): nucleus; cytoplasm
Molecular function (GO): abscisic acid binding; protein phosphatase inhibitor activity; signaling receptor activity
Source: RefSeq, a predicted model, not a curated record